Molecule: messenger RNA, 1304 nt
Organism: Papaver somniferum (opium poppy)
Lineage: Eukaryota; Viridiplantae; Streptophyta; Magnoliopsida; Ranunculales; Papaveraceae
Product: F-box protein At5g39250-like
Exons: 3
Coding region: 345-1094 (249 amino acids)
Molecular function (GO): protein binding
Source: RefSeq, a predicted model, not a curated record
CUUGAAAAAAUAUAAAUAAAAUAAUUCGAUUUGUGGUCGCUUCUUCCUCUUCCUCUUCCUCCUCCUCUGAUUCUCUGUGUGCUCUAUUUGUUCCUGGGGGGUUUUUAAUCGGUGGACAUAUCAACCAACCAAACAGAUUGGAAUUUGGAAUUGAAUGCCAGUUCAAUCUUAUUGAUUAAUUUAUAUGGAAAUGGAGUUGAUCAGAGAUAUUAUCCUCGGAAGAGUUAAAUAGGAUAUCGAGUCUUCUCUCAUUUCUGCUGCGUUGGCACCCAUUGCUGUUUCAGAUAGAACUUGGAUGGACGAUAUUGAUUCUAUUUGAUUAAGAUCACUUGUCAGUGUUGAAGAUGAUGCAUGGGGAGGUUCUAAAAGCUCUGUUUCCUCUAUUGGAUGCCAAAGACCUAGCGUCAUCUAUGCAGGUAUGUAAGCAGUGGAGAGAUACUGCUAGAGAUGAUUACUUUUGGAAAUGCCUCUGUGCAAAGAGAUGGCCCUCCGUUUGCAAAAAUCCUUCCUCAACGCCACCAAUGACAUACCACAAGCUAUACCUUACCUUCUCAAAACGUAUCCAGCGCCGUACCCUCCUCCCACCAAGACUGUCCUUUGAUGACUUGGAAUUCUUUAUUGAUAUUUGGGCAGAAGACGUAAUUAUUUUCUCGGAAGCAAUUCAAGGUCCAAUUCUGAAGACUAAGAUUCCACUGGAAGAAGGCAUGUCUAACUUGCUGCGAUUCCAUCUACAGGGUUCCGAUUACAGGAUGACAAUCCCUGUUAAUCCGAGGUUUGAUGUUCGUUUAGGUCAGAGUGUUAGUGUCUCUGUGCUUGUUGGACGUAAGGAUUCUAACAAAAUCGCUCAGAUCGUCAAGAAAUCUGUGUUUGAUUAUAUUGAUAGAAGUGCACACAGAGCCCUCGCCUUUGACUAUCUUGACUUCUCUCCUCUGCACCCGUUCAUCUCGGGCGUCCGAUCCUGGGUCUCUAUAUUAUUCACGGAGGAAGGAAAUGAUUCGCUCCUCAAUGUUUUCGGGGUUCAGUUGGAUUUCUGUGAUGCUGCCAACUCUGAGGAUGAAGUGUUGUGGCUUUUAGACAUGCUUGAUUGGAAGUAAAAGAGGUCAAGAAGUUGUCAGACGGGUUGGUUCCGUCGUCUACUUAGGGGAGGUUUGCCUUGUCCUGUAAUUUGUUUUUUUUUUAUGUACAUUCUCAGUACUAUGGCUAAAAGUUAUGCAGAGUCUUGAAAAUCGACCUCGUAAUCACUUGUGUAUUCAAACUUAUCAAGAAAGAUUAUUAAAAAGUUUAAGGUUUAUUCAUAUUGUCAA